This is a messenger RNA of Gossypium raimondii (Peruvian cotton), 1030 nucleotides long. Its product is annotated as nicotinamide/nicotinic acid mononucleotide adenylyltransferase. Gene Ontology annotation, biological process: NAD+ biosynthetic process. NCBI's taxonomy places the organism in Eukaryota, Viridiplantae, Streptophyta, Magnoliopsida, Malvales, Malvaceae. Gene Ontology annotation, molecular function: nicotinate-nucleotide adenylyltransferase activity; nicotinamide-nucleotide adenylyltransferase activity. Bases 113 to 838 code for a protein of 241 amino acids. The record is from RefSeq and is a predicted model, not a curated record. The transcript is spliced from 9 exons.
UCUUCAAGAGCUUUGAAUUUUAUUCUAUAAAAUUGUUCUGGUUUUUUUUUUUUUUAAUUCAUUCAAAAAAUUUCUGAAAUACUAAACCCUAAACCCCAAAAAAAUUCUUAAAAUGGAGAUCACAUUGCCUUUAGAUAAACUAUGUCUACCAUCAAUAACCAAUGGGGACAAAAUUUAUGUAGUUUUAGUAGCUACUGGAAGCUUCAAUCCUCCUACUUUGAUGCACUUACGCAUGUUUGAACUGGCUAGAGAUGCGUUGAAUUCAAAUGGGUUUUGUGUUAUAGGAGGCUAUAUGUCACCUGUAAAUGAUGCUUACAAGAAAAAGGGCCUUAUAGCUGCUGAUCAUCGUAUCGAGUUGUGUAAUCUAGCCUGUAAAAGUUCCGAUUUUAUCAUGGUUGAUCCUUGGGAGGCAAAACAAAGCUCUUUUCAGCGCUCUCUAACCGUUCUUAAUCGAGUCAAGAGCUUCUUGAUUGAGGGUGGACUGAUACCUAAGGAAUCCCUUAAAGUCAUGCUUGUUUGUGGUUCUGAUUUAGUUCAAUCUUUCAGCAUUCCCGGGUUUUGGAUCCCUGAGCAGGUUAGAAGUAUAUGCAAGGAUUACGGUGUGGUUUGCAUUCGUAGAGAAGGACAAGAUUUGGAAAAAAUCAUCAACAACGAUGAAAUUUUGAAUGAAAACCAGGAUAACAUUAGAAUUGUCGACGAACUUGUCCCGAACCAAAUCAGUUCAACUAGAUUGAGGGAAUGCAUUUCAAGAGGAUUGUCUAUAAAAUAUUUGACUGUAGAUGAAGUGAUAGAGUAUAUAAGAAAACAGAAUUUGUACUUGAAACCAAAUGAGAAAUGAGGAUUGACUAACUGAUCAGAUUAAUGAACUUUCAAUCCUUUGAAUAAAGAAACUUUCAUUGCAGUGGGAGGAGUUAUAUAUUAUGAUACUCGGAUUCGGGUGCGAGUGUUGUAUAACCCUAUGUUUCAGAUACGAAUAUUUAAAAAUAAAAAUUCCGAGCCACAUAGGUUAUAUGUUUUCAUUUAUAGAGAA